Messenger RNA from Ciona intestinalis (vase tunicate), 1792 nucleotides. Its product is annotated as signal peptide peptidase-like 2B. Gene Ontology annotation, molecular function: aspartic endopeptidase activity, intramembrane cleaving. Gene Ontology annotation, biological process: membrane protein proteolysis. NCBI's taxonomy places the organism in Eukaryota, Metazoa, Chordata, Ascidiacea, Phlebobranchia, Cionidae. The record is from RefSeq and is a predicted model, not a curated record. Gene Ontology annotation, cellular component: cytoplasmic side of endoplasmic reticulum membrane; lysosomal membrane; Golgi-associated vesicle membrane.
GAGGUGUUUUGUAUAGGAAGUACAAAAGCUAUUUAUACUUAAUGAUGUUAAAAGUUAACUUUUGCUCUGGUUUGCUUGUCUUAAUUGGCUUGAAGCUUGCUGUGGCUGAAGAUUAUGGAUUUAUUCAAGUUAAUGACAAAAAUGGUGACAACAUGGAACUGUGUGCGGCAUUCAACACAAACUUUAAAUCCAUACAUUCUGGGAAACCAGAGGGUGAAUGGAAAUCAGGGCAGUCUUUCACAAACUUGUACCCAGCUUUGGGCUGUCAAAAUGACAUAGAUGCCGUUUAUACAGACCAGUUAGUAAUACUUAAACGUGGAAAUUGUACAUUUGCUGAAAAGGCUGUUUUUGCACAAACUUCCCAAGCUGAUGGUAUUAUAACUGUUAGCAGUUCUGGUAUUUUAAUACCAGGCGCCACGCAAGAAGAAUAUGAUGAUAUUAAUGUCAGUGUUGCCGUCAUCACAGAAGAUUCUCUUGCUUUAUUAACAAAAUUUUUAACCAAGCACUUAUUAGAAAAUGUGCGUAUGUUUCAGUACAUACCUGUCGCAAAAUCCUCUAUUGAUCCAAAUGCAGUUGUAUUAUGGGUAUUAGCAGUUGUAACUUGCGCAGUCGGUGCAUGGCUGCAGGGCGUCACCUUUAAAGAUACAACUCCUGCUAAAUAUAAUGAAUUAACAAAUGAUGAUAAUAGUUUAACUGAAACAUCAGAUAAUCAAGACAUUGAACCCGAAGUUGACAUUAGUCCUAAAAUAGCUGUUGUGUUUUUCCUUAUGUGUUCAGUUUCCAUCCUGUUAAUGUAUUUUUUCUUUGAUUAUCUUGUCUAUGUUAUAAUUGUAGUUUUCUGUUAUGCAUCUUCCACAGCUAUGUUUUAUUUAUUAAACUCUGCGUUCAAAACAUCACCCUGUUUCACGAGGUACACGCUGCCAAAUCCUAUCCCUUUAUUGUCUAUAAGGCCCCCUAUUUUGUCUAUUAUUUUAUUUAUUUCCUGUGUAACUUUUUCUAUUGUUUGGGCAGUGUACAGGAAGUCAUCUUUUGCUUGGUUAUUACAAGAUAUCCUUGGCGUUAACUUCUGCAUAUACAUGAUCAAAACAAUUAGGCUUCCCAAUUUCAAAGUUUGCACAAUUUUGCUUGUUUUGUUCUUUAUCUACGAUGUUUUUUAUGUUUUUAUCACCCCUUUAUUAACCCCAAAUCAUGAAAGCAUCAUGGUCCAUAUUGCUACUGGUGGAACAGGGAAAACAACAGAAGAGCUUCCAAUGCUGUUUAAAAUGCCCAAGUUUAUGUUUUCCCCUUUCUCAAAGUGUGUACAAGAACUUCCAUACUCCAUGCUGGGUUAUGGUGAUGUAAUUCUACCAGGCUUGCACGUUGGCUUCUGUGCCAUAUGGGAUUCUAAGCUGAAUGCAGGAAAUGCAGUGAAGCAACACGCGUAUUACAUAGCAGCAGUUGUUGGCUACUGCGCUGGCUUGGUCCUAACAUUCAUAGCAAUGGUAGUAAUGAGAACAGGACAACCUGCGCUGCUAUAUCUUGUACCAUGCUGCCUCAUAAGCACAUAUAUAGUUGCAGCCAAAAGAAAGGAAUUAAAUAUGAUCUGGAAUGGAAAAAUUGUGAAGAAAAAGUCAACGGAUUUAAAAAUAGAGCCUGAAAAUGAAAUGUUACUUGAAUCUUCAUCAUAGAAAAACUUUGUGCUUUUUUUAAUAAUGUAAAGUUUAGGCAAGAAUUUGUUCGGAUUUUUUAUGUCUUGUGCAAGUAUAUAAUUAUAUCUAAUAAUAUCUUUUGGUGUUUUAUAUUUCUGUUUAGA